This is a messenger RNA of Anoplopoma fimbria (sablefish), 906 nucleotides long. Its product is annotated as LAT2 domain-containing protein. The transcript is spliced from 13 exons. Bases 69 to 695 code for a protein of 208 amino acids. NCBI's taxonomy places the organism in Eukaryota, Metazoa, Chordata, Actinopteri, Perciformes, Anoplopomatidae. The record is from RefSeq and is a predicted model, not a curated record.
AUAGCCUGUAUACUUUAACUCACGAGCUAGUAUUAUCAUAGUCUGGUACAGCUGCUUUUACUUGAGGUAUGAUAGGAAACUCCAGUGUGCUGGCUGCAGUCCUGACUGUUGUGUCAGUGAUGUCGUUAAGUUUGCUGUCUGUUCUCUGCCUGCGAUGCAAAAAGAAAUCCAAGAUCAUACACGAGGAGCAUCAAAUAUACAACCCGCAGACGUUCCAACGUGGGGGAAGUGUUUUUACCGUGACGCAAUCAAAAACAGUGACCAGAGCCAAUCAGAUCACUUCAACCACACUUGAAACAGAAGACGAAUUUGAGGACUUUUCAACAGCUGCGGAUGAACAGUCAGACUAUCAAAAUAUCCCACAUGCCAAACCAGAAAGUGAGGAACACACAUAUGUAGCUCCACUCGCGAUCACACUGUAUGAAAAUGAACAGAAAGAAAGAAUAACUGAUGCUGAUCCAGGUGUCUAUGCUAACAUCGACACUUCAUUAUCGAGUAAAGAUGAUGAGGACGACUACGAGAACGCUGAGUAUCUGGACCAAGUUGUGCAGGAGCAAAGAGACAGUGCACAUUAUGACCACAGCCAUACGUUACUUUACUCCUAUGCUGAGACUCCGGUCCGUUUCUCUGAACCGGGGGCGUCCCGACCGCCAUCUACAUUAGAUGAGCCGGAUUAUGUGAAUGAAAACGACUGACUGCACCUGAUGAGGACGCAACCAGAAAAACAUCAGCCUGCACUCUGAACUUUCUGUUGUGUUAAACUGACUGAAGUUAAUUCUUUUCAUUUGCAAAUGAUGUGAAUAAAAUACCCAAGUACCUCAAUUGUGUCUAAAAACUUAUGGCUGCAGUUUUAGUGGUAAUAAAUCAAUUCAAACUAAAACACAAUAAAUAAAUAGUAAAGACAAA